CGACGAUGGGGUGGUAGGACUGCCGUCAGAGUUCCAUAUCAAAUCAUUCCCGUUCCGAAUGUUAUCAUACAUCAUACAGUUAGUCAGACGUGUGACAAAAAAUCGAAUUGCGCCACAAUAAUUAGCAACAUUCAAAAUCACCACAUGAACGAAUUGGAUUUCGACGACAUCGGAUAUAAUUUUCUUAUUGGUAACGAUGGACUAGUAUACGAGGGUGCUGGAUGGCAUGUAGUUGGUGCACACACCUAUCAUUGGAAUAAGAAAUCGAUUGGCAUUGCGUUUGUCGGUGACUUUUCCUCUGAGCUUCCAUCACUCGCGGCAAUCGAGUCAGCUAAAAAGUUAAUCAAAUGUGGAGUGGAAAAGGGAGAAAUUGUAAGGAGCUACAGCUUAUACGGAGCGAGACAAUUGACUGCAACAGAGUCUCCUGGAAUUGAGCUUUAUGGCGAAAUUCAAGACUGGGAUAACUGGAGAUCGUCAUUAUAAAAAACUUCAGUUAUCUAAUCCAACUUGUUGGUUGAUUCUUCUUAUUCCGGACAAUUGAAAAAAAAAUCAUUGAAAAGUGUCGUCAACAUGAACACCCUGUAAUUAUUUGUAUUAGAAUCUCAGAUUAAUUAAUUCUACACGCAAAAUUGCCAAUGUAGUUAAAUGUUGUUUCUAAAAUCAUAAUCACUCAGUCGACUCAGUACAUUCAAUAAAGCACAAUCUUAAAAACUGGUUUUUAUUUGAGUUACAACUCAAAGAAGAUUUAAUAACCAGCCAACCUUUACCAUGGCACUUGUGAAAAGUAUAUUUGUUUUUCUUGUCUGUGUUACGGCUGCACCAAGGACAUUAGGACAGGCACCACUGAAUUUUACAUCAAAUAUGGUGUACAAUGUGGUUGGCAAUAGUACCCAUUCCGUUGACUUUUUUCAAUAUCGUCGAGCUAAUUCCACCAAGGAUACAUUCGUGAAUCGGACUUUAUCUCAAAUACCAUCAGGCGUGUGCAUUAAAGAAGUUCCAACCGCAUCGUUAAUAGCAGACCCGAGAAAUGGAAUUCCUAUUGGCAAUGGGUCUACACCCGAAAUGAGUCGUAUUCAUGUAUGCUGCGAAGGAUACCAACGAGAUCCCCACAUAUUUCGGAAAUGCAGCCCUAUUUGCAGUCAAGAAUGUGUAAAUGGAAUAUGUGUUGCCCCAAAUCGAUGUCAGUGUUAUCCAGAUCAUGUUCAUAAUUUGGCUGGAUAUUGUGUUGCCACGUGCCCGAUUGGAUGUUACAAUGGUGAAUGCGAUUCGAAUGUAUGCAGAUGCAAACCUGGUUAUCAAUUGGAACCGAAUCGAAGGUUCUGCAUUCCGAAGUGCAGUCAAGGAUGUUUACAUGGAAAUUGCACUGAGCCUGAGGUAUGCACAUGCAAUGCCGGAUUUGAAUUGAUCCAAGGUAAAUGUACGCCCAUUUGCGAGGGUGGUUGUGAUUUUGGAGAAUGUGUGGCACCUGGACAAUGUUCAUGCAUUGCGGGCUAUCAAAAGUCGAACGGUCGAUGUGAGCCAAUUUGUACCAGAGGAUGCAAUAACGGCCAUUGUGUAAGACCUAAUGUCUGCGAAUGCGGUGCUGGGUGGUCCCUAGAUGCCACCGGAAUCAAUUGCGUUCCUGGAUGUAGUCGACCAUGUCUCAACGGUGUAUGUAGUGCAGCCGAUACGUGCGCUUGUCAUAAAGGAUAUGUUUUAGAUCCUGUCGAUCCAUUCAAAUGUAUUGCGUUUUGUGCGAACGGUUGUCCCAAUGGUGUAUGCUCUGCUCCUAAUUUAUGUUUGUGCAAUGUUGGUUUUGUUAAAGAUCGCAGCGUCAAAGGGAGCCAGAACUGUAUACCUCGCCAGUAAACGUUUUUUUACUUUCACUAACUCGGAAAUACAUUUUUAUUUGUUGGUUUCUAAUUUUGCAAUUGUAACCAACAAAGACCAGAGGCAAUAAAUUUGUGAAUUUUUAAAUGA
Messenger RNA from Bradysia coprophila, 1959 nucleotides. RefSeq lists its product as uncharacterized. The record is from RefSeq and is a predicted model, not a curated record. Lineage: Eukaryota; Metazoa; Arthropoda; Insecta; Diptera; Sciaridae.